Messenger RNA from Vigna unguiculata (cowpea), 1340 nucleotides. RefSeq lists its product as uncharacterized. NCBI's taxonomy places the organism in Eukaryota, Viridiplantae, Streptophyta, Magnoliopsida, Fabales, Fabaceae. The record is from RefSeq and is a predicted model, not a curated record.
CUUCCACAACCAAAACUACUCAUCAUCACUAUACACUGUCCACACCAUCUUGCUCUCUUUCACACUCUCCAAUGGCUCCCAUCUCAAAACUCAUUCCUUUCCUCUUCUUAACAACCCUUUUCUUCUCCCUCCAACUUAAUGCCAGAGAAAGCCAGUUCUUCAGCAAAGUCACCCCUCUCACCAACAACCUCAAACAGACAGAGCUUGAAAACAAUGAAGGCUCACUUAACAAGCCAGAACAACAACAACAGCAACAACCAGUGUUCAUGCCAGAAACAGAAAACAGCUAUGGCCUCUAUGGUCAUGAGACUGGUCUGCACCCUCCCAACACCACUCCCACCACCUUCAAGCCAUACAAAACCACCACAACUGAGGAGGAAAACGCCAACAACUUCCACAGCUUCAAGAAAGAUGCCUAUAACACCAACCAAAAUGAACUGAGUGAAACCACACCCACCGCCACUUCUUUCAACACCUACUUCUACAGCGGCAAGGAUGCUUUUCAAAAGCAGAAUCAACUCAGUGACACAAAGUUUGCAGAAGGAGGAUACACCUCCAUGGAAAAUCAGAACAACAACAACAACAACUACUUCUACAACAGCAAGGAUGCAGAGGGAAAUCAAAACAGCAACGACAAUGCUGCCAAUGACAGAUAUUACAACAGCAACAACAACCACAAUGCUGCUAAUGAGAGAUACUACAACAACAACGACAAUGCUGCCAAUGAGAGAUAUUACUACAACAAUAACAACAACGAUGCUGCCAACAACAGGUACUACAAAACUAAAGCCGUCAACAACGGGGAGAGGCAGGGUUUAAGUGAUACGAGGUUCAUGGAAGGUGGAAAAUACUUUUAUGAUGUGAACUCUGAGAAGUACAACAACCCAACACAGUAUGGUGGUUCAUCCAGGGGAGUGAACUCCGAGCAAUGGUACAACAACAGGGGUUACUUUGGCAACAACAAUGUGAACUCCUAUGAGAAUAAGAACUCCAUGGAAGGUUAUCAGAACCAGGAGCAGUUUGAAGAUGACCAGGAGGAGUUUGAGCCUUGAGCUUCAGUCAUCAGUGUGACAGUGAAGAGUUGAUUUUUCUUUUGAUUUGGAGUAUUCACGGUGGGUGUGGAUGAUGAUCGAUGUUUUACUGUGCUUUACAUUAUAAAUUACAAAAAGUGUUAAAGGGUAGUAGAAUAAGUUAUUAGGGGUUUUUACUUGGUGGUAAUCUUAUUAAAUCUUGCUUUUGGAAUUGCACAGUCUAUGUAAUGAUUCGGGAAUAUGGCAUGUAGUAUCAAAGCAUAUGUAACUUUUGCUAUGAACAUGUUGUGGUUUCUCGCUUUUAAACAA